This is a messenger RNA of Sparassis crispa, 816 nucleotides long. RefSeq lists its product as hypothetical. The record is from RefSeq and is a predicted model, not a curated record. Lineage: Eukaryota; Fungi; Basidiomycota; Agaricomycetes; Polyporales; Sparassidaceae. Bases 1 to 816 code for a protein of 271 amino acids. The transcript has a single exon.
AUGACGCACAACGCUACCAUUCAUGACUUACCCGAUGACGUUUUGCUCCUCAUCUUUAAAGCCGUAUAUUCAAUGUCACGCAAGUAUCCCGGAAGGGAUAAUCGAUCAGUCUCGAUUUUUGAAGCCGACAAGGACGACGUGAUAUGGCAAGACGAGGCUGUGACCUCACCCUCCAAUUUAUUCCCCGAUUCACUUGUUCCAGUGUCCCGGUUGUGGAAAGAUACUCUUUCUUCCGUCUCCGACUUUUGGACUCGUCUGACCAUCUUCGUCGACCGGCGUCCCACUCCGCUAUCAGCAAUUAUUUCGCGGCUGGCUCUCUCAGGCGAGCGUGUCCUCGAGAUUACGCUGACUCGCAGACAGGGUUCGUGGUCAGGCACGGAUCUGUCGGAGCAAGCACGCGUGAAUGCGGCCAUUGCCCUCCUAUCGGUUCACAUGUCGCGCUGGAAGACCCUUCGCCUAGACGUCCUACACUCCAGUUCAGUCCUCAGACCUCAUGUCGCUAUGCACGGCGAUGCGGCUAACCUGGUCGAUCUUCGCCUCCACUCACGUUUGAAAGAUGCACCGUUACUGGCGUACUGGUCACCCCUAGUUAUCCAAGCCACGGAUGACUCGAUUGCAUGCCUACGACGCACAUCCUCGAGACCUAUCGCGGGCUCUAUAUCGAAACCAGACCACCGCUUACCGUCACUACGAAUCGACGUCACAUCAAUCAACAGCUUCGCGCUCCCCGGAUGUCAGAGCUGCAGCUGGACGGCGUCAUCUUUUUUGCUUCGUAUUCUCACGCGCCAGUCACGUGGAUGUCCGUCAGGAAACUGA